CAUCUCCGAUCGCUCCUCCUCCACAGCACGCACGCACGCGAUGAAGCUCCCAGCGAUUGUUCCGCUCGCCUGCGCCAUCCUCCUCCUCCUCGUCAAUCUCAAUGUUUCUCCCGUGGAGUCGUCUCGGCCGCACCCACCCGGACAGGGGCACCACCACGACCACGACCAUGACCAUGAUCGGGACGGCCACGACCAUGAUCGGCACGGCAGGCACCACCACGACCAUGAUGACUACGACGGGUACAGCUUCUACGUGUUCGGCGACUCCUUUGCUGACAACGGCAACCUGCCCCAUAAGGAUGGAGUGUUGUCUCCGAUGACGCGCCAGUGGUACACGCCCUACAGUGGCACCGGCCGCUUCUCCAAUGGAAAUGUUCAAUCCGACUUCAUCGCCAACAUGUUGGGGCAGUCUGGAUCCCCUCCUGCGCGCAGGCUCCACGACCCCGCCGGUCGGGAAGGCAUGAACUUCGCCGCCGGUGGCUCCGGCGUGUUCCAGGUAUCAGGCACCAAGACCCUCCACAAGCAGGUGCACAUCUUCAAGAGGCUUGUCAGGCAGGGAGAUAUCGACCAAGAGAACCUUGGCAAUUCCGUCGCACUUGUCGCCGUCUCCGGGAACGACUACAACCAUAUCGGCGUCGACACCAGCGGCUUUGCUGACAUCACGGCUUUCGUGGACAACGUGACGACGGAGAUCCAGGCAAACGUGAAGGAUCUACUAGAAGCCGGCGUGCAGAAGGUGCUCGUCAACAACCUCUUCCCUCUGGGCUGCGCGCCGUCGCAGACCAAACCCAACCACACCGAGUGCAACGAUCAGGCCAACCAAGGCGCCUCCCUCCACAACCGCUACCUCAGCGCCAAGCUCGCCGACAUGGACAACGUCCGCGUGCUCGACCUCAACGCCGCCUUCAACACGAUCCUCGCGCACCACGCCGACGGCAGAGGCGCCGUGGCCAAGCAGUUCGGGCGCAAGCUGAGGCCGUGCUGCGAGCCUGCGGACGACCGCAGCUACUGCGGGCUCACCGUAUGGGACACCAACGGCGUCGACAUGGUUGAUAGUUACCAGGUGUGCCCCGAGCCGGAGAGGGCUUUCUUCUGGGACGAGAUGAACCCGACCAACGCUGGGUGGGCGGCCGUCAUGGGGCAGCUCGAGAGCAGCAUCAAGGAGUUCCUAGGCCUAGAUUCGUAGAUUAGAUUUGAACAAGAGUUAGUUGCAUCGUUUUUGUUCCUUUUUAGUCGAUCGCCUUGAUUAGCUUAUUACUCUUCCAUGCAUGCGCCUGUGCGUGUAUGGCAAUCGAGAUCUGUUAGGGUUUUAGGAUUAUUAUUUUUGAUCGUGUUACGGUUGAGUGAUCGAACGUCUCGUUCGUUGGUGAUGAAUUGAAUCCGCGAA
Messenger RNA from Triticum dicoccoides, 1387 nucleotides. Its product is annotated as GDSL esterase/lipase At5g03610-like. Gene Ontology annotation, molecular function: hydrolase activity, acting on ester bonds. NCBI's taxonomy places the organism in Eukaryota, Viridiplantae, Streptophyta, Magnoliopsida, Poales, Poaceae. The transcript is spliced from 4 exons. The record is from RefSeq and is a predicted model, not a curated record. Bases 41 to 1186 code for a protein of 381 amino acids.